Molecule: messenger RNA, 2739 nt
Organism: Syngnathus acus (greater pipefish)
Lineage: Eukaryota; Metazoa; Chordata; Actinopteri; Syngnathiformes; Syngnathidae
Product: gastrula zinc finger protein XlCGF57.1-like
Exons: 3
Coding region: 117-2624 (835 amino acids)
Biological process (GO): negative regulation of transcription by RNA polymerase II
Cellular component (GO): nucleus
Molecular function (GO): DNA-binding transcription activator activity, RNA polymerase II-specific; DNA-binding transcription repressor activity, RNA polymerase II-specific; RNA polymerase II cis-regulatory region sequence-specific DNA binding
Source: RefSeq, a predicted model, not a curated record
CUCUCUGUUAGUUCUCCUCGCGAGUAAAACAAAUACUGGUUGUCUUCUCCUCUUUAUGUCAUUGUGUGAAUUAAUGUCUGUUCCUACUUAGACCUGACAGUGGCUGCAGUGUGAAAAUGUCUGCAAGGACCACAGCAAAGUACGUGGAGGAAAAGGACUGUAGUCGUCGACAACUGGAAGAUCUUCGGCUGCAGCCGUAUGUUGUGUUUCGCAGAGCAGACAUCAAUGAAGCUAUUCGUCCUAAGCAGCAGGAGCCAGAGCGCACUCACAUUAAAGAGGAAGAUGUGGGCAAAGAGGUCCAUCACUUCAAUGAAAAAAUGGAGCAGAAGUUUCUUUGCACCAUAAAAGAGGAGGAAGAGCCGGAGCGGCCUUGGAAUAAAGAGGAGGGAGAAGACUCCUGCGACAUUAAAAAGGAGGAGGAGGAGGAUACCUGCAAGAUGCCAUGGACUGGUGUUCCUGUGAAGAGUUUAGAUGAGGGUCAACAUGAGGUGAGCAAAGGGGCAGAGCCUCCAAGCUGCAGCUCAAAUCAAGGUGAUGGAGACCACUGUGGAGGAUCACAAGCAGCUCCACCAUCAGAUAGUGAUGGCAUGUCAUCACAUGUUCCUGCUGAUGAUGAGUCUCAAACCAACAGGAGAAUGCACACAAGAAAGAAAAACUUUUCCUGCUUAGAUUGUGGCCAAAAAUUCUCUUGGAGGGAACAUUUAAAAAAGCACACAAGAAUCCACACUGGCGAGAAACCUUUUUCAUGCUCAGUUUGUGGCCAGAAAUUCUCUGGCAAGGGAAACUUAAAAAGUCAUUCAAGAAUCCACACUGGCGAGAAACCUUUUCCAUGCUCAGAUUGUGGCCAAACAUUCUCUCAGAGGGCAAAUUUAAAAAAGCACACAAGAAUCCACACUGGUGAAAAACCGUUUUCAUGCUCAGUUUGUGGCCAAACAUUCUCUGACAAGGGAAACUUAAAAAGGCACACAAAAAUCCACACUGGCGAGAAACCUUUUUCAUGCUCCGUUUGCUGCCAGAAAUUCUCUGACAAGGAAAACUUAAAAAUUCAUACAAGAAUCCACACUGGCGAGAAACCUUUUUCAUGCUCAUAUUGUGGCCAAAAAUUCUCUCAUAGGGCAAGUUUCAAAAAUCACACAAGAAUCCACACUGGUGAAAAACCUUUUUCGUGCUCAGUCUGUGGCCAAAAAUUCUCUCACAAGGGAGGUUUAACAAUGCACACAAGAAUCCACACUGGCGAGAAACCUUUUUCAUGCUCCGUUUGUGGCCUAAUUUUCUCUCAGAGGGGAAGUUUAACAAUCCACACAAGAAUCCACACUGGCGAGAAACCUUUUUCAUGCUCCGUUUGUGGCAAAAAAUUCUCUCUCAGGGGAAAUUUAAAAAAGCACACAAGAAUCCACACUGGUGAGAAACCUUUUUCAUGCUCAUUUUGUGGCCAGAAAUUCUCUGGCAAGGGAAACUUAAAAAAGCACUCAAGAAUCCACACUGACGAGAAACCUUUUUCAUGCUCAGUUUGUGGCCAGAAAUUCUCUGGCAAGGGAAACUUAAAAAAGCACACAAGAAUCCACACUGGCGAGAAACCUUUUCCAUGCUCAGAUUGUGGCCAAAAAUUCUCUCAGAGGGCAAAUUUAAAAAAGCACACAAGAAUCCACACUGGUGAAAAACCGUUUUCAUGCUCAGUUUGUGGCCAAACAUUCUCUGACAAGGGAAACUUAAAAAGGCACACAAAAAUCCACACUGGCGAGAAACCUUUUUCAUGCUCCGUUUGUGGCCAGAAAUUCUCUGACAAGGAAAACUUAAAAAUUCAUACAAGAAUCCACACUGGCGAGAAACCUUUUUCAUGCUCAGAUUGUGGCCAAAAAUUCUCUCAGAGGGCAAGUUUAAAAAAGCACACAAGAAUCCACACUGGUGAAAAACCUUUUUCGUGCUCAGUCUGUGGCCAAAAAUUCUCUCACAAGGGAGGUUUAACAAUGCACACAAGAAUCCACACUGGCGAGAAACCUUUUUCAUGCUCCGUUUGUGGCCAAAUUUUCUCUCAGAGGGGAAGUUUAACAAUGCACACAAGAAUCCACACUGGCGAGAAACCUUUUUCAUGCUCCGUUUGUGGCAAAAAAUUCUCUCUCAGGGGAAAUUUAAAAAAGCACACAAGAAUCCACACUGGUGAGAAACCUUUUUCAUGCUCAUUUUGUGGCCAGCAAUUCUCUGGCAAGGGAAACUUAAAAAAGCACUCAAGAAUCCACACUGACGAGAAACCCCUUUCAUGCUCAGUUUGUGCCCAAAAAUUCUCUGAGAAUGGAGCCUUAAUAGGUCAUACAAGAACCCACACUGGUGAGAAACCUUUUUCAUGCUCAAUUUGUGGCGAAAAAUUCUCUGACAAGGGAAACUUAAAAAGGCACACAAGAAUCCACAUUGGCGAGAAACCUUUUUCAUGCUCAGUUUGUGGCCAGAAAUUCUCUGGCAAGGGAAACUUAAAAAAGCACUCAAGAAUCCACACUGACGAGAAACCCCUUUCAUGCUCAGUUUGUGCCCAAAAAUUCUCUGAGAAUGGAGCCUUAAUAGGUCAUACAAGAACCCACACUGGUGAGAAACCUUUUUCAUGCUCAAUUUGUGGCGUAAAAAUUCUCUGACAAGGGAAACUUAAAAAGGCACACAAGAAUCCACACUGGCGAGAAACCUUUUUCAUGCCCAGUUUGUGGCCAAAGAUUUUCAUUAAAGAGAACCUUAAAAAGUCAUACAAGAAUC